CUAACACAAUUAAGUUGAUUGAGCCCUAAUUUUUAUUCACAAAAAGAAAGAACCUAACUGAAGCAGCUGUUUAAGUAAGCCCUAGCUACCUAGGAGUGAGUAGAUCUGAAGGUGUUGGACGAAGAAUAUGCCGAAGAGAACGACUCACACGUACUCGAGCGAGGAUGCCUUACCAGAUGGUCCUGAUUCCGAUCUCUUCGUCUACUACUGCAAGCAUUGCAGCUCUCACGUGCUAAUCACCGAUACCCAAUUGCAGAAAAUGCCUAAAAGAAAAACCGACAAAGCCUAUGUCUUGGAUAAGAAAAAGCAUCUUACAAGGCUGAACAUAAACCAGGCAGGAGGAAAAGUUCUUCUAAAGCGGGGUGAAGGCAAAUUAGAAAAACAGUUUCGCAUGAACUGCAUGGGGUGCGGUCUCUUUGUUUGCUACCGCUCUGAAGAAGACUUGGAAUCUGCUUCUUUCAUAUAUGUUGUUGAUGGUGCACUCAGUACCGUUGCUGCAGAAACUAACCCACAGGAUGCUCCUGUACCACCGUGCAUUUCUCAGUUAGAGGGAGGACUCGUCCAGGUGGCGAUUGAAGUGGAAGACCGUGCUCAGCGGUCAGCAAUUACAAGAGUGAAUGCUGAUGAUGUUAGAGUCACUGUGGCUGCGCCUGCAGCACGUGGGGAAGCUAACAAUGAACUUCUAGAAUUUAUGGGCAAGGUUUUAGGGUUAAAACUAAGCCAGAUGACCCUCCAAAGAGGGUGGAAUAGCAAGUCUAAGCUCCUCGUGGUGGAAGAUUUGACAGCUAGAGAGGUAUAUGAGAAACUGCUUGAAGCUGUGCAGCCUUAAAUUCAAUCACUCUGUGAUUUUAAAUCACUUGUUUUUUUCUUGAAUGUACUCUCAAUGUGGGUGGCCUGUCAUCAGACAUUAAUCAUUUCCGACUACUGGAAUCUGAAUGAAUCAAUGAAGUGCAGUUAGAUUUACAAUUUAUAAA
Helianthus annuus (common sunflower) is the source of this 974-nucleotide messenger RNA. Its product is annotated as UPF0235 protein At5g63440. The record is from RefSeq and is a predicted model, not a curated record. The transcript is spliced from 7 exons. Bases 128 to 829 code for a protein of 233 amino acids. NCBI's taxonomy places the organism in Eukaryota, Viridiplantae, Streptophyta, Magnoliopsida, Asterales, Asteraceae.